AUGCUCGCCAGCGUACCAACAAGCAUGGAGCUCGGUGUACACGGUGCACCGAAAGCGUCGCCAACACUUCCGCCUCAACUCCCACGAUUACUUUCGCUGAAAACUCUCAACUUACCGCAACAGCAAGUAGACGACCUUGUGAACCCGGCAUCGGCGGUGCUGUCGACUCCAGCAUCAGAAAUCCUGGGCGGGCACCCACUCAGGAUUCUGGUCGCACCAUCAGGGUUCAAGGAGAGUCUAGGCCCAGAGCACGUGGCCGAUGCGAUCGAAGCAGGAAUCCGGAAGGUACUGGACGGCAAUUCCGUUAUUCUGCGCAAGCUUCCUCUGCACGAUGGCGGAGAGGGCUUUGCUCGAGCUCUAGUAGCGGCUCAUGGCGGAUCGAUUGUUGACGUGCCAGUCACGGGCCCUACCGGAUCAUUGGUCCAAUCGCACCUUGGUUUUAUUGGCAAAGACAAGAAGACGGCUGUGUUGGACAUGGCAGCAGCUGCAGGCCUUCGUUUAGUGCCAAAGGACGAGCGCGACCCAACAAUAACCACGACUUACGGGGUCGGAGAGUUGAUUAGGGAGGCGCUUGACGCAGGGUCCACAAAGAUCGUCAUCGGUUGUGGAGAUUCUGGGACCUCAGAUGGAGGGGCGGGGAUGCUCCAGGCUCUUGGUGUCCGAUUACUUGAUGCAGAUGGCAAGGAGCUGCCCAAGGCUGGUGGUGGUCGGUCGUUGGCACACUUAGCCAGCAUCUGCUGGGACGGUGUACACCCCCGGUUACGAGAGACUGCUGUUGAGAAGGUCCAGAUAGAGGCCGUAUGCAAUGUCAAGAACGUACUAUGUGGCCCCAAAGGCGUCGCGCGAGUGUACGGCCCGCAGAAGGGGGCCACGCCUGAGCAGGUCGAUAUGCUUGCAGCAUCCCUUGAGCGGCUGGCGCAAGUUGCUCAGUCGACACUUGGAGAGGACAUCUCUCAGACCCCAGGCAGCGGUGCCAGCGGUGGUCUUGGAACCGGUUUGAUGUUGUUCGGCACUACAUUGCGCGCCCGCGCUGAAGCCAUCAACGAGUACUUCGAAUUCGAUCAGGUUUUCGAAAACCAGUGGGAUUUUGUCAUUACCGCAGAGGGCUCCCUGGAUUUUCAGUCACCGAACGGAAAGAUGACGACUGAAAUUGCUCGGCGCGCAAAGAAGAACGGUGCGCAAGUCGUUGCACUAGCCGGCACCAUCGGAGAAGGCGCAGAUGGCUGCUACGGUGCUGGCAUCAAAGCCUUCACAAGUAUCCUCCGAGAGCCGGUAACCCUGGAGCAAGCGAUCGGCCAGACAGAGGCAUUGGUCAAGGACGGCGCCGAGAAGGUGAUGCGCAUGAUUAUGGUAGGGUUGGCUCUUGGACAACGGCAUCACUGA
Messenger RNA from Alternaria postmessia, 1383 nucleotides. RefSeq lists its product as uncharacterized. The coding region runs from base 1 to 1383 and encodes 460 amino acids. The record is from RefSeq and is a predicted model, not a curated record. Gene Ontology annotation, molecular function: glycerate kinase activity. The transcript is spliced from 3 exons. NCBI's taxonomy places the organism in Eukaryota, Fungi, Ascomycota, Dothideomycetes, Pleosporales, Pleosporaceae.